Medioppia subpectinata is the source of this 2169-nucleotide messenger RNA. Lineage: Eukaryota; Metazoa; Arthropoda; Arachnida; Sarcoptiformes; Oppiidae. The record is from the annotation of a GenBank genome assembly.
AUGAAUUUCGAUGUUUCCAAUCGUUUCAAAGGACAGCCAGAGUUCGAAUCGGGAGCCCUUUGGGAAGACGAGGACACCAGAAGUUUCUAUCAACACUUUCCCGAUCUUAAGUCAAUUAUUCCAUCCAUUCUUUACAAGGAUUGCGUGAAAGAGUUGGACAACAAAUCGGAUCCAAACCAGAAAACAGACGAAACUAAAGCUGAGGGCGAAGAAGAAAAUAAAGAGAUUAAUGAAAACAAAGAAUUGAAUGAAAACAAAGAGGAACUAAACGAAGAGAAUAUUGACAUAAUUGAAGACAAUCUUGAAUUUGAAGAGACGAUUGACGAGAUCGAGGAUCCGAUUAGCGCUCCUGUCGUUGAUAUAGAGGUGGAGGACAGCGACGAAGACUCGAGUAAAGAGGCGGCGACUAAAGUGUCUAAUAAAGUGCUUUUGGACGCGUUUUUCAAUACAAUAGUGAAUUGUGUGAACAGAGAUAUGAUGGAUAAGGCGGCCAUCGAUUUCUGCACAAACCUUAACACUAAAAAUAACCGCAAAAAACUGGUCAGAGCUCUGUUUACGGUUCCGCGAACUCGUCUCGAUUUGUUGCCAUUCUAUUCGCGAUUUGUGGCACAAAUCGAGCCAAUAAUGCCAAACAUUGCCACCGAUUUGGUCGCACUUCUGAAGCAAGACUUUCGAUUCCUGUUCCGCAAAAAGGAUCAAAUAAACAUUGAAAGCAAAGUGAAAAACGUCCGCUUUAUCGGCGAAUUAGUCAAAUUCAAUAUCUUUCCCAAACCAGAAGCUCUUAAUUGCCUUAAAUUAUUAUUACUUGAUUUCCGUCACCAUCACAUCGAAAUGACAUGUAAUUUGUUGGAAACGUGCGGACGAUUUCUCUUUCGCUCUCCUGAAUCGCAUUUGAGAACAAAACUACUUUUGGAUCAAAUGAUGCGAAAGAAAGCUCUCUUACCAUUUGACUCGAGAUAUAUAACAAACAUUGAAAACGCAUACUAUUUCGCAAACCCUCCCGAAUCACAGACUAUCAUUCGCGUGGAAAGGCCUCCAAUGCAUGAAUACAUUCGGAAACUGCUUUACCACGACUUAAACAAAACAAAUGUGGAUAAAAUUCUGCGUCAAAUCCGCAAACUUCGGUGGGAGGACAAGGAGUUGUCGUCGUACGCCAUCCGGUGUCUGACCGCCAUCUGGAACGUCAAGUUCUAUAACGUGCGGUGUGUGGCCAACCUAUUGGCCGGUUUGAACUCAUUCCAGGAGUGGGUCGCACCCCAAGUGAUCGACGGAGCGCUCGAAGACAUUCGCAUUGGUAUGGAAAUGAAUUCUCCGAAAUUCAAUCAGCGAAGAGUAUCGAUGUGUAAAUUCUUGGGCGAACUCUAUAACUAUCGUUUGGUCGACUCGUCGAUUGUCUUCAAAGUGUUGUAUUCAUUCGUGACGUUUGGCGUGUUUUACGAUCACUCCAUUUAUAGUGAUUCAGAUCCGCCCGACAAUCUGGUCAGAAUUCGACUCAUUUGCCAACUCCUGGAAACUUGUGACGUGAUUCUGUUAUUGAGGCCUAAAUUCAAAUUUGCCACAAAUUAUGAGUCGGCGCUGAAAUCUGUGGACGAUUUGCUCAAAGAACUGACUCCUCGAGUGCAGGAAGUGUUGCCCAACUUUAAGCUCAGACUCGAUUCGGAGACAAUGUCUGAAACCGAUGACCAAAAUCCCGGACUUAAUCCUAUUGUCGAAGCGGAAGAAGAAUCAGCUCCUGAGGAGAUGUCACACCAAGAGAGUGACUCUGACGAUGAAUACGAGUUUCCUACUGAACAACACUUGGAAUUCAGACAAAAGACAACCACUGAUGAAGAUAAUAAUGGAAGCGAAAGCGACGGUAUUUAUGAAUCGGAUGAUGGCUUACGAGGAAUGGAAGGCUCGGAAAGCGGACCCAAAACAGUUCACUGUCCAGAAGACGACGAUUUCCUAAAGGAUUUCGACAAAAUGAUGAGCGAGUCGUUGGUCUCCAGGAGUCAGGAAGUGGUCCGAAGUAAUACAGAUAUUGUGAUUCCUGUCAAUAGAAAUGUCACCAAAAAGAGUGUCGCCUUCACUGACUAUAAUGAGCCCAAAGAGGAACCGAUUGAUACUCCGACCAUAAACUUCAUGAUAAUGACCAGAACUAAAGGCAAUAAAUCGGUGCUCAGGACUGUU